Molecule: messenger RNA, 4116 nt
Organism: Pocillopora verrucosa
Lineage: Eukaryota; Metazoa; Cnidaria; Anthozoa; Scleractinia; Pocilloporidae
Source: RefSeq, a predicted model, not a curated record
AUGGCAGCGCUCGCCGGACUACCGAUUCCCCGAAUGGACUGGUCUUCAACCGACGCGCCGCAAGCCCUUAAGAAAUUCAAAAGCCUCUGUCAGCUUUAUUUCGCUGGUCCGCUAAAGGAUAAAAGCGAGGAAGAGCAAGUCAGCUACCUCUUAAUAUGGUCAGGCGAAGAAGGAAUCGAACUGGUUUCCACGUGGUCGCUAACAACCGACGAAAAGAAAAAGCUCAGCACAUACUGGGAAAAGUUCGAGGACUUCGUGGCGCCGAGAAGCAACUUCAGGCUUGCACGCUACAAACUCCGCACCCUGAAGCAGGAAGCUGGCGAAUCAUUCGAUUCAUUCCUAAAGAAAGUACGGAUUUUAGUAAACGAGUGCAAGUUCACAAACCCUGAUGAACAUAUUAUCGACACUCUUAUCUUUGGAUCGAACAAUCCGCGCGUUCAGUCAAAACUCCUCGAGUAUGAUGCCAGUCUGACACUUAACAAAGCAGUGAGCAUUGCAAGAACCCAGGAAGCCACGAGUAAUCAAUUACAGGACAUCAGAGGUAGCCAAAUCACCACAGUCGAUGCUCUGCAACAUGGCCGAAACACGCAACACAUGAACACACCACCAGCACAGGGCACCCAAGGCGAAAGGUGUGGAAAUUGUGGCACCUUCCACGAUCCACCCCGUAGAUCGUGCCCAGCAUAUGGAACAAAAUGUGAUGCCUGUGGCAAGUUUGGCCACUGGAGAUCCGUUUGCCGUUCCCGCCCAAGGGCCAAAACCAGGGAUAAACAGCACAGACCACAAGUUGUACAUGCCAUAGACACCACAGAGCCCAACACCGACUGUCCAACAGUACAGAGUAUCGAUGUUCCACACACGCUGGAUACCCCGCAACUGUAUUUCCACUCCUUGUAUAUAGACAGUGUUGUCGAAAGGGACACUCAAGUCUUGUUACAGAUAGAAGUGGACGCAGGUCAGAGCACUAUGCCCUUACUGUGCAAAAUCGACACAGGAGCCGAGGGAAAUGUCAUUCCUGUCAACAGGUAUAAACAGCUGUAUCCACAGUCAGCGUACAGCCCAGAUGGCGCACCUCUCGGUUUGUGUCCUUCUAACACAACAAUUACCGCUUUCGGUGGUCACACUAUACAGCACUAUGGAACUUGCGAACUUAACUUAUCACACAACGGACACUCCAAGCCGUACCCUUUCCACGUGGUGAACACAACUGGGCCAACGAUCCUGGGUCUCCCUACCUGUAGAGAUAUGAAACUCGUCACCCUCAACUACAGCCUCACCACUGCCACCUCGCCAGGGGCAACAAAGUCCACACCAAAACCCUCUUGCAAUGCAGAUGCAAAGAAGGAGCUACUCAUCCAGUAUGAAGACUGCUUUAAGGGCGUUGGCUGUUUUCCGGGGGAGUUUCACAUUACUCUGGAUCCUACAGUUCCACCAGUCAUCUACCCCCCACGGAGAGUACCUGAGGCACUACGUGAACCACUUAAAAAGGAACUUGAUGCCCUUGUCCAGCAAGGCAUCAUUAUCAAAGUGGACGAACCCACUGACUGGGUUAAUUCAUUGGUCUACGUAACAAAGAGCAACGGCACACUUCGGCUGUGUCUCGACCCCAAGGACCUCAAUCGUGCCAUCAAGCGACCACACCACCACACCCCAACACUCGAUGAGGUCUUACCAAGGUUAAGUGACGCCAAAUACAUCUCUAUUGUUGACGCCCGCAGCGGCUACUGGAACAUCCAACUCGACCACGAGAGCUCCUUGUACACCAUCUUCAACUCACCUCAUGGGCGAUACAGAUUCUUGAGGCUCCCGUUCGGCCUCAUCUGUGCCCAGGACAUCUUUCAGAAAAAGGUUGACGAGGCAUUCGGUGAUCUCCCAGGUGUCACAGGUAUUGCCGACGGCAUAGUUAUCUAUGGGCGUGACCAGAGUGACCAUGACGCUAACCUGAGAGCUGUCAUGGAACGAGCACGCGAAACUGGCCUCCGCUUCAACCCAGACAAGUGCAAGAUAAGGUGUACUGAAAUACCCUUCUUUGCAAAUAUCAUCAGCGACAGCGGUCUCAGACCAGACCCACAGAAGACGGAAGCGAUCCUUAACAUGGAUCCUUCAGCGAGCCUUGCUGACCUACAAACCUUUCUUGGCAUGGUACAGUUUCUCAGUCGUUUUGUACCCAACCUAGCCUCCCUAUCAGCUAACCUCUGGGAUCUGACAAAGAAGAGCAGCGAAUUCCAGUGGGGCCCAGAACACCAGUCAGCCGUCGACAAGGUGAAGGAGGCAGUCACUUCUACCAGCUCACUCCAGUACUUCGACAGUACAAAACCGGUCACCAUCCAAGUUGAUGCAUCCACGCGUGGUCUUGGUGCGACUCUCUUUCAGGACAAAGGCCCUAUUGAAUACAGAAGCAAGCUUCUAACUGAAACUGAAACCCGUUAUUCAAACAUUGAAAGAGAAAUGCUUGCUAUUGUACAUGGCCUUGAGAAGUUUCACUAUUAUGUAUAUGGCCGACAUGUCACUGUGGAGACAGACCACAAGCCGUUAGAGGCGAUUUUCAAGAAACAUCUCUCGUCCUGUCCGCCACGCAUCGCAAGAAUGAUGCUUAGGAUUCAAAAGUAUGAUGUGGAAAUUCAGUAUGUUCCAGGAAAGAACGUUCCACUGGCUGACCCGCUGUCUCGAAUUAACCCACUCCCAGGCGACACAAUCGAAGGUCUUGAUGUAUCAGUCCAUGAACUGCACCUCCACCUGAAUGCCACCCCAACAAGGAUCAAUGAAAUUAAAGAGGAAACAACUAAAGAUGAAGUUCUCCUCUCACUCCGUGCAAUUAUCACACAAGGUUGGCCUGAUACAAGAUCGGAAUGCCCAGCCCACCUACAUGCAUAUUGGAAUUAUCGCGAUGAACUAACCGUCGCAGAUGGCAUCAUCUUGAAAGGCACACGCAUCCUCAUUCCUAAACGCCUACAAUCGGCUGUAUUGCAGCAGCUGCACUAUGCACACCAGGGCGCAGAAAAGUGUAAACUCCGUGCCAAGGGAUCAGUGUUCUGGGCCAACAUAAACCGAGACAUCGAAGAAAUGGUAAAAGGCUGUGCUCCAUGCCAACACAACCAAAAAAUGAAUGUGAAGGAGCCCCUCAUGCCCCAUGAUGUUCCUCAGAAACCAUGGCACACUCUUGGAUCUGACCUGUUCUUUUGGAACAAUGCGCCCUAUUUGCUAGUAUCUGAUUACUAUAGCAAAUUCCCUAUAGUGAGGAAGUUGAGCAACAUCCGAUCAGAUACAACAAUUGCCCACCUGAAAUCCAUAUUUGAGGAGCAUGGCAUUCCAAGCAAACUCGUCACUGGCAAUGAUACUCAGUUCACUUCCGCGAUAUUCCAGGAGUUUAGCAGUAGCUAUGGAUUUGUCCACACAACCACUAGCCCAUACUUUCCACAGGCCAAUGGUUUUAUCGAGAGAACUGUGCAAACAGUAAAGAACAUUUUACAAAAGUGCAAGGAAUCUGGUGCAGAUCCUCAUCUCGCCAUGCUAUGCCUGCGAAGCACUCCUCUUGAUCACAGUAUUCCGUCGCCAGCAGAACUCUUGAACUCAAGAGUUUAUCAAGCCAACCUUCCAGCAAUAUCCAAACCAAGCCUCUCCUUAUCAGCAGAUGGCGAUACCAACUCCAAACUCCAAGCAAGGCUGGAAAAGCAACAGUUGCAAUACGACAAAACAUCCAAACCCCUCCCUGCGGUACACCCUGGAGAUCCUGUGCGUGUCUUCAAUCCCCACAGCCACAAGUGGGAACCAGGUGUCGUCAAAUGCAACAUGCAGACCCCUCGCUCUCACCUCGUCGACAUGGCAAAUGGCAGUGUCCGCCAGCGUAACCGCCGCCACCUCCGCCCUACAGGAGAGACCAUAACGUUGCAGAAUGGCAGCCACGUUGAAACUGCAGAGCUCCCGCUAGCACCACAACCCGGAACCAGCACCACCUCACCAAGCGCACUAUCUAAUGAAAGCACCCCCACAAGCGAGCAGGCCACACCAACCUCCCUGGCACCUAGCCCGGCAACCACACCAGGACCUGUGACCAAAGAGACUACACUGCGUCGUUCCACCAGGGUGAUCAAACCCCCUGCCAAGUUGAACCUAUGA